Molecule: messenger RNA, 2317 nt
Organism: Zingiber officinale
Lineage: Eukaryota; Viridiplantae; Streptophyta; Magnoliopsida; Zingiberales; Zingiberaceae
Product: folate synthesis bifunctional protein, mitochondrial-like
Exons: 2
Coding region: 460-2028 (522 amino acids)
Biological process (GO): tetrahydrofolate biosynthetic process
Molecular function (GO): dihydropteroate synthase activity; 2-amino-4-hydroxy-6-hydroxymethyldihydropteridine diphosphokinase activity
Source: RefSeq, a predicted model, not a curated record
AAUAAUUUUACUUCCCAAGAAUUUGAUGGCUAAGAAUGGGAACUUUCUUCUUUCACGAAUUUUAUAGCCAUUGUAGUUUACAAUAACAUGGAAGAGCUUUUUCUUUCUUUAUCUUUGGUCUUUUGGUUUAUCUGAUGUAGCUUAAAGCUAUCAUUUUUGUCUUUUGGAUCCAUUUUGGCUGAUUUUUCUCGUCUUUUCCCAUCCUUUUUUUUUUUUGUUUGUUAGAAUGUGUUCCAUUUUUUUAGCCGAUAUGAAAUAGAUCAAUGAUUUCUGUAGGUUUUUAUCAUCUCUGCCAUACAGAACUAGUUGGAGUUUAUGGCUCAACCUCACAAUUAGCCUCUCUUGAUGAACGUUUUGAAUAAUAUGAAUUCAUUGUUGAAUCUACUUUCUUAACUAGUCAUUAUAUCUUUACGCUCGGGGUGAACCGUGGAUCUCUUAUGGUGGAUUACCCCUCUUGGCAUGGAAAUGUUUAGGCAUUUGCAUUCUCUCUUCAGGCAUGGGCUCAUAGGCUUUGUCCAUUCAAAUAGUCAGAUAGGAUUGGACUUUAGAACCUCGAGAUCCACCGACUUUUGCUGGAAGCUAUGUUCCAAUUUCCAUUCUUCUCCAGAAUGUUAUGUUCAUUCUCCAGAACAAGAAGUAGUGAUUGCUCUAGGAAGCAAUGUCGGCGACAGAGUCCACAAUUUCAAUGAGGCCCUGGGAAUGAUGAAGAAAUCGGGCAUAAGUAUUACAAGACAUGGGUGUUUAUAUGAGUCGGAGCCUGCUUAUGUGACUGACCAGCCAUUUUUUCUGAAUUCUGCUAUUAGAGGUACAACCAAGCUUGGACCUCAUGACUUGUUGAAAGUUCUUAAACAGAUCGAGAAAGAUUUGGGACGGAAAGAUGGAAUACGGUAUGGUCCGAGGCCAAUCGACUUAGACAUUCUUUUCUACGGGAAAUACAAAAUUGAGUCUGAGUACCUUACAGUGCCACAUGAGCGAAUAUUUGAAAGGCCUUUUGUUGUGGCUCCUCUUCUCGACCUAUUAGGAUCAUCUAUCGACAAUGAUAACGUGGCAUGUUGGCAUUCUUUCUCAGGACAAAAGGAUGGACUAUUUGAAUCAUGGGAAAAACAAGGUGGUGAACCAUUGAUCGGUAGCAAAGGAUUGAAAAGGGUUUUGCCAAUUGGAAAUUCGGUAUGGGAUUGGUCAAGGAAAACACACGUGAUGGGUGUUAUAAAUUUGACGCCUGAUAGUUUUAGCGACGGAGGAAAGUAUCUAGAGCUCAAAGCUGCAGUUUCACAGGUCAGGUUGUUAAUCUCAGAAGGGGCAGAUAUUAUUGAUAUCGGAGCUCAAUCUACACGUCCUAAUGCAAGUCGGCUUUCUGCCGAUGAAGAACUUCAGAGGCUUAUCCCGAUAUUAGAUGUAGUUACUAAAAUGCCCGAGAUGGAAGGGAAGCUAUUAUCGGUGGAUACCUUCUAUUCUCAAGUUGCAUUCGAAGCAGUAAAUAAAGGAGCCCAUAUUGUCAAUGAUGUCUCCGGCGGACAACUCGAUCCUGAAAUUCUCAAGGUAGUAGGAGAUCUUGGGGUUCCUUAUAUUGUUAUGCAUAUGAGAGGCGAUCCAUUAACCAUGCAAAGUCAGGAAAAUUUACAGUAUCAUGAUGUUUGUGGGGAAGUUGCUUCCGAACUAUACGGUCGGCUGCAUGAAGCAGAAUUGGCAGGUAUUCCGAUAUGGAGAAUCAUAAUAGACCCGGGCAUUGGCUUCUCGAAGGAUACACAGCAAAACUUAAACAUAAUCACAGGUCUUCCUUCGAUCCGGAGAGAACUCAGAAAGAAAAGUUUGGCCGCUUCACAUUUGCCGAUCUUGUUUGGACCAUCUAGAAAAGGAUUUUUAGGCGAGAUAUGCAACCGUAAGAAUCCCAUCGAGAGAGAUCCUGCUACCAUUGCUGCUGUAACAGCAGGAGUUUUGGGAGGCGCAAAUAUAGUCAGAGUGCAUAACGUCGGCUAUUGUUUGGAUGCUGCAAAGGUCUGUGAUGCAUUGCUUGGACAACAAAGUUAAUGGGCAAGCAUAAGAUGAAACAGUGACAUGCUUGAGGCUCUACAAAUAAAAUAGUCUUUGGCUGCUAUCUCUCGUCGACGUUCAUCUCUGGUCUCUAUGUUUCUUUACUCUUGUUGUUGUUGUAGUUCUGUUUUCUCAUCAGACUAUACUGGAGAGAUGCUAGAAAAGUUUGUCUAACUCACAGGAUUGUUGAAGUCUUGAACAGCUCGGUAACCACAAAAGCAAAAAUUGCAUGUUGGGCUAAAUAAAUGGCAAAAAGUAAAAGGUCGCUUCAGUUUUUUUUCCAGAA